AACCAAAACACUCAGUGCUGUUCGCCAUGUUGUGUUCAGGACACAUGAGAGAAAAUAUGGACGCCUCCGAGGCUUUAUUCCAGCAUUUAAACACACAGAAACGGAGCUGCUUUCUUCUGAUCUGUGACUGAUCUGGGAUCAUUUGGACGAAAAAAGGAUUUUACGGAGGAAUGCAUUUUAUCCGACACUAUAAAACACGGUUUAGUUGAUCUGUUUUAGCUGCUGUUUCGGAUCUCUGAAGCUGGAUUUAUAUCCGUGAGUUCUGGAAUGAAGAUCAUCAUUAUGGUUUAUUCAAAGCAUUUUUAAACGAACGAGAAGAUCACAUCUGGAUGUUUUUGAACUUGACUGAACCAUGAAUAGGAAUUUUCCCCAUGCACUCAAAAUGAUCGCUGUUUCUAUAUCGAUACUGACAAAUAAUAAUGCAUAAGUUUCAGGACAGGCCGCUGUCACUUUCUAAUGCAAUAUGAUUGUAUCAAUGUUUGAUAUUUCAUCUAUGCAAACAGAAACACACGCACUGACCUCCACACUGAGGAUUUGUCAAAUCUCUCAAACACUAAACCUCUCUUACAGACUUAAACAUUGAUCCGGACCUGUUUGCUCACAAAUAAAUGCUUCUGGCAAUAUCAAAACAUUAAUUUUAGAGGGAGUGGAUUAUCAGCUCGGGUGUUGCUGGGAUUUAUUGCAGUACAAGAAUCUGCGCUGAAAAUGAGGACAGACACCAAACUGGCCUUGGCUAUAUUCCUCGUCUCGUGCUCAUCAGGUGCGAUUCUCGGGCGCUCGGAGACGCAGGAGUGUGUGUUUUAUAAUGCUAGCUGGGAGAAGGACGGGACGAACCAGAGCGGAGUGGAAUCAUGUCACGGAGAGAAAGACAAGAGACAGCACUGUUUCUCCACCUGGAAGAACCGCUCCGGAGCCGUGGAGAUGGUGAAGCAGGGCUGCUGGCUGGACGACGUCAACUGCUACGACAGCAGCGAGUGUGUGGAGCGUAAGGAGGAUCCAGACGUCUUCUUCUGCUGCUGUGAGGGAAACAUGUGCAACAGGAAGUUUCACUUCAGGCCAGAGAUCGUUGAGCCCACGACUAACCCCGUUCCCCCGAAGCCGGACUUGUUUCCCACGUUGCUGUACUCUCUGAUUCCCGUCAUGGCUGUGGCCGUCAUCCUGCUCAUCUCGUUCUGGAUGUACCGUCGUCUGAAGCUGUCGUAUCCGCCGCUGCUCGUGCCAUCACAGGACCCGGGUCUGAUGCCUCCGUCUCCGUUGUUGGGUCAGAAGCCGCUGCAGCUGCUGGAGCUGAAGGCUCGCGGAUGCUUCGGCUGCGUCUGGAAAGCUCAGCUGCUCAACGAACACGUGGCUGUCAAAAUCUUCCCUGUGCAGAAUAAACAGUCGUGGCAGAGUGAAUAUGAAAUUUAUAGCUUGAGCGGAAUGAAACAUGAAAAUAUCCUUCACUUCAUCGGAGCAGAAAAACGAGGAAAUGGAAUCGAUAUCGAGCUCUGGCUCAUCACAGCUUACCAUGAGAAGGGCUCGCUGACAGACUUCCUGAAGGCGAAUGUUGUGUCGUGGAAUGAGUUGUGUCUGAUAGCGCAGACGUUUGUGCGUGGAUUGGCGUAUUUACACGAGGACAUUCCCAACCUGAAGGAUGGACACAAGCCUGCCAUUGCACACAGGGAUAUCAAGAGUAAGAAUGUGUUACUGAAGCAUGAUUUAACGGCCUGUAUUGCUGACUUUGGCCUGGCACUGAAGUUUGAAGCAGGGAAAUCUACAGGCGACACACACGGACAGGUGGGGACGCGGCGGUACAUGGCUCCGGAGGUGCUGGAGGGAGCCAUCAGUUUCCAGCGCGACGCGUUUCUGAGGAUCGACAUGUACGCCACGGGUCUGGUGCUGUGGGAACUGGCCUCUCGCUGCACAGCGGCCGACGGUCCUGUGGAUGAGUUCUGUCUGCCGUUUGAGGAGGAGGCCGGUCUUCAUCCGUCUCUGGAGGACAUGCAGGACGUCGUUGUGCAUAAGAAACUACGGCCGAUAUUCAGAGAACACUGGCUAAAACAUACGGGUCUGGCGAUGCUCUGUGAGACCGUGGAGGAGUGCUGGGACCACGAGGCCGAGGCGCGUCUGUCUGCGGGGUGCGUGGAGGAGCGCAUCCUCUCAAUGCAGCGCAACACCAACCUCAUCGCCCCCGAAAACAUCCUCUCCGUCGUCACCAUGGUUUCCAACCUGGACUUCCCCCCUAAAGAAUCCAGCCUAUGAUGCUGUUCUCUCGGGCCAAUCAGAGCGCAGCGUGUGCGAGAGCACACCAGACUACAGUGAAAGCAAAACGAACACGGGAAUGAUUCAACGACUCACACUUACACACGGAGGAACUCGAGAUCAAACACACACGGACGUCUCCGUCCGCACCAAAACCUCUUUUAUGCAUUACGGAAAGACUUUUGUGUUUUAUAUGAACAGCGUAUCGUACGGUUUUAGUAUAAAAAGGGCGAAACUCUGGACUGCGUUUGCUGUUCGUUUCUGCAAAUCAUAACAGUCAUGCCAAUACAAAACACUUCUGAAUGUCUGCCGCUCAGCCGCGAAUCACACGGCUCUAUGAGAAAUUAUGCUGAAAUAACCAUGAACCUCCCUAAACAGGUAUACCUCAUUUUGAUUUCUCAUGCUUUUUUCUGGACAGCUGCUACGGAGGCGAGACGAGUCGCUGUAACACGCUAGUGUUUCUACCGUUCACAUUUCUGCUUCAUUUCAUCACAGCCGUUCUGAAGGGGUCGAAUCAUGAGGAAUCAACGCUCGCUUCACUGAAUCACAGAAACCAGGGGCCAAUGUUAGCGUCUGGAACAAUUCGGACCGCUCACGCUCAAUCAACUAUAUUUUUGCACCACAAUUUUUGAAAAUAGUGACACAUCAUAUGCAAAACUGCACCUGAGACAUUGGGUUUUCUGUACAUCAUCUUUUCUGAUGUGAACUAGAUUAACGUUAACAGUGAUUUAGCGCUGAGAAGCUUGGGCCACCGAGACUAGAUGUCAAACUAUAGACGCAUGAACAUUUUUAAAAGGUAAUUGGAACUUUUUAUCUCACAAUAUGGAUUAAUAUUUAUGUUUUAGAAUUCAGAUUUUUUUAUUUUGCAAUUCAGAGAAGAAAGUCAGACUCGAAAAAAAUUGAUAAUUCUGAUGUUUGCAUCAAUCAAACCUUGCAUUUCUGAGUUAAUAGCUCACAAUUUAGUUUCUUGUUUCUGCCAUGAAUUCCAGAAUCAUUUGCAAUUACAAGUUUAUAUCUCAAUUCUGGAAAAAGCUUGAUACUUUGAGAUGUACUCAGAAUUACGAGACGUAAACUCAGAAUUAUAAGGGAAAAAAGACAGAAUAAUCAGUUUAUAUCUCACAAUUCGUACUAUUUUUCUUCAGAAUUACACGUUUCUUUAGACUUGUGAGAAAAAGAGUCAGACUUGCGAGAUAUAAAAUCAGCCACAACCAGCUUUAGUUUUAUUCUGUGGCUGACACAAGCUUCCAAAUCAAAAAAAUGGUCUGAACACCAGCAGAAAUAAUAUACAUAGAGUGUGAACGCCUGUGCAUUUCAGUCUGAACCAUUCAGGAUUGAUUUACGGGUCACAAUCCGAUGCAUCUUUACAAACAGGCUGUUGUUGAAGGAUGGAGCAGUAAAAACUAGACUGAACUCACAGCAAACACUCAUCGAGGAUGAAAAGAUGUUGUUUGUAGGAGCAGGAAUCCUCAUGUGACAUUAUGAGUUGACCUUGUGGGAUAAAUAAAUGCUGAAAAGGCCCCUUUAAUGACUGUUUUCACACGACGGCAUCUUUCAGGCUGUGAAUCUGUCUCAACACCACAUUGUCCUUCCUCAGUCUCUCUUCAUCUCUGUCUGAAGCACUACAGCAGUAUUCAGGGACUUACAGCAAUUAUGCAACCAACACGCAGCAGCGAUCGCAACUGUAGCACACAGUCUCAACCGCUUCUAUUUAUUUCAUUAAUAAUGUGACAAACUCUCAGUACUGUGAAGACAAACCCUGGUUAUUAUUUGCCUGAAUGUGUUUGACGACAAACCGAGUGUUGGGUGAGGAGUAAGUUUGUAAAAGACAUUUCAGAUCAAUCUGUAGUUCCCCCGAACACACACAUGUACAGCAAAUGAAAAAUGUAAAUAUGAUUGUUGGUUUUAAAUUAUUAGACUAGCAUGAUGUUGCUCUGUUCUUUUCGGUGUCACUAAUCAAAAACUGUUGUUUAUAAAGAAAUUAUACCAGAA
Molecule: messenger RNA, 4230 nt
Organism: Carassius gibelio (silver crucian carp)
Lineage: Eukaryota; Metazoa; Chordata; Actinopteri; Cypriniformes; Cyprinidae
Gene: acvr2ab
Product: activin A receptor type 2Ab
Exons: 11
Coding region: 706-2241 (511 amino acids)
Biological process (GO): activin receptor signaling pathway; cellular response to growth factor stimulus; protein phosphorylation
Cellular component (GO): plasma membrane; activin receptor complex
Molecular function (GO): activin receptor activity; activin binding; ATP binding
Source: RefSeq, a predicted model, not a curated record